Gossypium arboreum is the source of this 375-nucleotide messenger RNA. RefSeq lists its product as uncharacterized. The record is from RefSeq and is a predicted model, not a curated record. The coding region runs from base 1 to 375 and encodes 124 amino acids. NCBI's taxonomy places the organism in Eukaryota, Viridiplantae, Streptophyta, Magnoliopsida, Malvales, Malvaceae. The transcript is spliced from 2 exons.
AUGGAUCCAGAAUUGGUUUCUGAAACUGAGGAUAAAGUUAUAUUGAUUUGGGAUCGAGUGAAAACGGCUUCUGAUAGGCAGAAGUCCUAUGUCUUGCCAUGGAAGAAGGUACUGAUGUUUGGUCGCAAGGGCAAGCUAAUCCCUCGAUUUAUUAGGGCGUACCAGAUUCUGAGACAAGUGGGACCAGUCGCUUAUCAGUUGGACCUGCCUCCGGAGCUAGAUCGCAUUCAAUAUGUUUUCUAUGUCUCGAUGUUGAGAUGCUACCACUCUGAUCUGACGAAUAUUGUUCCUGUGAAGGAAAUUGAGGUUAGGCCAGAUUUAAUGUUUGAGGAGGAGCCGUUUCAGAUUCUAGAUCAUGAUGUUAAGGUUUUAUGA